Molecule: messenger RNA, 8378 nt
Organism: Girardinichthys multiradiatus
Lineage: Eukaryota; Metazoa; Chordata; Actinopteri; Cyprinodontiformes; Goodeidae
Gene: nherf4b
Product: PDZ domain containing 3b
Exons: 10
Coding region: 3951-5480 (509 amino acids)
Biological process (GO): protein localization to plasma membrane
Cellular component (GO): apical plasma membrane
Molecular function (GO): protein-membrane adaptor activity; signaling receptor binding
Source: RefSeq, a predicted model, not a curated record
CUUUACUGUCUUUAAGCCCCUUCAUAUCCAUGUGGUUUUUACAAUACACCAUUUUCUGUGUUUGUUUUUUUCAUUAUUGUUUUUCUUUUCGGUAUAUAGACUCUGAUUACAUUCAGUAUUGUUAAAAAGUAUUUUUAAAUGCAUUAAAUGCUGUAGUCAGACAGUUUAUUUUAAUCAUACCUAUUUAAGGCACAUAAGCGCAGCUUUACUACACAUAUUAGCUGAUGUGUAUCAUUGUGUUUGGGCUUCCACCUUACAUGAGGAUUAAAAAGAAGGUUUAUGAGAGUAAAAGCAAACAGCGACCCAAUUAGCUGUCCAGAGGUGCCUGAGUGGAUUUACACUGAUCUGUUGUAAGAACUUGAUAUAUCCAAUGGCAGCACAUUUGUAAGCAACUCUAACUCAGACAGACAGAAAGUUCAUUUCAACAACACAUUGGACUGUUAGAUAUGGGCACAGUGACAGCUCAACGUGACACUGCAGGCAUUUUCCUAUAAUCUCAUUUGAUAUGGGAGACAGGGAAAAGCAAAUACAAAUAUCUACAGUGCCUUGCAAAAAUAUUUAAACCAAUGUUUACCUAUUUUUUCGUAUUACAACUACAAGCUAGUUAAAGCCUGUCUUCCCUUCUUGGUUUCUAUCAUUCCUACUAUUAUAAAUUCCUCUCUUUCCAUUGGAACUGUUCCUGCUUCAUUCAAAACUGCAAUGAUCAGUCCUAUUCUGAAAAAACCUAGUUCAGAUCCCACUAACUUCAAUAAUCUUCGACCAAUUUCUAAUCUACCCUUCUUCUCUAAAAUUCUAGAAAAAGUAGUAGCUACUGAACUUCACACAUACUUAUCUCAUAACAACCUGUAUGAACAGUUCCAAUCUGGUUUCCGCCCUCUCCAUAGUACAGAAACUGCUCUCAUAAAAGUCACCAAUGACCACCUCAUGGCAGCUGACUCAGGCUUACUUUCCAUCCUUAUCCUCCUUGACCUAAGUGCAGCAUUUGACACCAUUUGUCAUGCCACCCUCCUCAAUAGACUUACCUCCAUUGGUAUUACUCAAACCCCUCUAAAGUUGUUUAAAUCAAAUCUCUCCCAUCGCUUCCAAUUUAUUCAGCUAAAAGGAUUUUCUUCUCAGUCUUCUUCUAUUAUUUCUGGUGUCCCCCAAGGCUCUGUCCUGGGGCCCAUUCUUUUCAUAAUCUACCUCCUCCCCCUUGGCCAUAUCUUUUGGAAACACUAUAUUAGUUUCCACUGUUACGCGGAUGAUACCCAGCUCUAUUUUUCCUGCAAACCCAUUCCCAACAUUCCGUCUACCUCCCUUACUGACUGUAUGGCUGAAAUAAAAUCAUGGUUUUCCACCAAUCUACUCAAAUUAAACAGUGAAAAUACUGAGGUUCUCCUAAUUGGCACAAAAACCACAUUAUCCAAAACAAACAUUUUCUCCAUUGAUAUUGACAACUGCUCUGUUUCCCCUUCGCCUCAGGUAAAGAGUUUGGGUGUCAUCCUCGACAGUACUCUCUCUUUCCAAUCUCACAUUAAUAACAUGACCCGGUCCGCUUAUUUUCAUCUGUGAAAUAUCAGUCGUCUUCGCCCCUCCCUCACUUCACAUACUACUGCCAUCCUCGUUCAUAGCCUUGUCACUUUCCAUAUUGAUUACUGCAAUUCCCUCCUUUUCGGUCUUCCACACAAAUCUCUUCAUAACCUUCAACUAGUUCAAAACUCACCUGCCCGUAUCAUCUCUAGAACCCCUUCCUUCCAUCACAUCACUCCUGUUCUGUCAGAGCUCCACUGGCUCCCCAUCAAGUAUCGUAUAGACUUUAAAAUCAUUCUUCUUACUUUCAAGGUUGUCCAUAAUCUCACUCCACCUUAUCUAUCCCAUCUUCUCAACGUUGCUACUCCCUCUCGCACUCUCAGAUCGUCCUCCUCUAUUCACCUGAUUUAUCUCUCUGCCCGUCUCACCACCAUGGGGGUAGGGCUUUCAGCCGCUCUGCUCCUCGGCUCUGGAACUCUCUACCGCCUGAUUUAAGGAACAUAAAUUCACUUUCACAAUUCAAAUUUUCACUAAAGACACUUGUUUAGGACUGCCUUCUGCACUUGAUUAUUUCGCACUGUUUUAACUGCUUGAUUGCUGUGUUUUUAUUUUAUUUUUUAUUUGUUCUUGUUUUUAAUGUUGAUUUGUAUUCAUUGUAAGGUGACCUUGAGUGCCAGCAAGGCACCUAUUGAAUAAAAUGUAUUAUUAUUAUUAUUUAUUAUUAAGUUUCAAUGGUUUUUACUGGGAUUUUACGUGACAAACAAACCAUAAGAGUUAAGGGAAAGGAAAAUGAUGAUGGCUUUCAUUUAUCUGGAAAUUAACAUCAGAAAAGCAUGCUCGGCAUUUGUAUUACACCCCUUUUAUUUUGAUACCCCUAAAUAAAAUCCAGUGCAACAAACUGCCUUCAAAAGACACCUAAUUAGUAAAUGGGAGUAAUUUCAUCUCAGUAUAAUUCCAGCUGAAAGUCAUGAAGACCAAGGAAGAACUUUAAAAGUUAGGUUAUAAAACAAUAUCCCAAGAUCCAAAUAUCUUGAAAAGCACCAUUGUUCAAUCCAUCAUCUAAAAAUGGAAAGAAAAUCGCACAACUGCAAACCUACCUGAACUGACAGCCUGAAAAAGAGGGUACUGUUCAAGAAGCAACCCAGAAAUCCAUGGUGACUCUGGAGAAGCUACAGAAAACCACAGCUCAGGUGAGAGAAUCAAGAUAACUGUAUGUAAUGCUCACCACAAAUCUGGUCUUCAUGGAAGAGUGACAAGAAGAAAGCCCUUUUUCAAAGAAAGCCAUAAGCGGUCCUAUAUAAAAUGUGCAACAAGGCAUGUGGGUGACAUAGCAAACAUGUGGAACAAGAGGCUUUGUUCAGAUUAAACUUUAUAAAUUUUGACCAACAUGCAAAACUGUGUGUGUUUUGGAAAAAAAUCACUGCAUAUCUUCCUGAACAUAUCAUCACCUCCAUAAAAGAUAGAGUGGGCAACAUCAUACUGCAGGGAUGUCUCUCUUUUAUGGGAUAAAGGAGACUGUUCAGAAUUGACAGGAAGAUGAAUGAAACUAAAUGCAUAACAAUCCUGGGGAAAAAACAAAAAAAGCACAACAACUUAUUCUAUAACGGAGGUUCACCUUCCAGCAGGACAACAACCCCAAAUAUACACCUGGAGCUACAAUGAAUGAUUCAGAUCAAAGCAGUGUAAUAUGUUAAAAUGGCCUAGUCAAUUGAUAAUCUGUAGCAAGACUUGAAAAAAGUACUUUGCAAAGAAUGGGCAAAAAAAAUCAGCAUUAAGAUAUUUUUAUUUGCGAAAAAAUAACAUGAACAUCAUGUAUCACUUUACAGUUACACACUGAUUGGUGUUGGUCUGUCACACAAAAUCCUGAGAUUACUCAUUGAAGGGUGUGUUUGUUUUUCCAACAUUAAAGGACCUUGCUUUGUGACCUUGUUCAGUGACCUUGCUCAGUGCAGUGUCUGAAUGCAAUAAACUGAAUUCCUUCUGGUGUUUACCCUCAUCAUAUCAAGAAUGUAACUGAUCUAAAUACAGGUAUUUUCUGGUAUAUAUCAAGACACUGCUACACUAACAGAUUUUCCUGUUGGCUAUUUCUCCAGCUCCUUAGAGGGGUCAAAGACCAGAGAUAAUGAAGCAAAAUCAAACACAGCUUUACGGAAUUUCACUUGUUAGUUAAAGUCAGCAGAUACGUUGCUGAAGGCUCAGAUAUGACCCUUACUGUAAAAAUGAGGUUUUACUAUCAGGUAGACAUAGCUAGAGGCAUAAGCGCCAGUUAUAUCAGCAUAUCAUAUAAUGGCUGAUGGUUAAUGAGUGUGUGUGCAGUGUUGCAAGGUGUGAUAUUUUUGAAAAGGUGCAGGUUAAAAUUUGAAAUGGUAAACUGCAUUAUGUAAAUGUCCUUAUCUUCUCAUCAGGAGAUGUGCAGCUAGGGACUUUAUAAUGUGAGUUUUAUGCAGCCAAUGCCAUUCACCUCAUGUGUUCUUUGUUUUUAUGGUGUGCUGGAAGUCAUCAUGUGGACAGAGAAAUUUACAUUUGAUCCAAAAGAGGGAAUUGAUAACCCUGCCUUGGUCAUCACAGACUGCACAGAUUCAGUGUGGAUUCCCAGGCCACGCCUGUGUGUUCUUAAAAGAGAAGAAGGGGACACCUAUGGCUUCAACCUGCGGGUGGAGAGGGAUUCUAAUGGACAUGUGAUUAGAAAUGUGGAGUCAGGGGGGGUCGCAGCACGCAGUGGCCUUCGAGAUGGAGACAGACUUCUGGAGGUCAACAACUGCUAUGUUGACGAUGUACCCCACCCUGAGGUUGCUAGGAAGAUUAAGCUUAGUGGACAGCAGUUAUGCUUGUUGGUGCUGGAUGGUGAGGAGUAUGAGCAGGCUGUGGCAGGAAGUCAGGACCUCAGAUUGUUGUCAGGAACCCUCGAUGAAGAACCCUGCAAGCCACCAAAACUCUGUCACAUCACCAAGGAUCCUAGCUCAGGUCUGGGCAUCAGCUUUACAGCCUUGGAAGGAGAGAAAGGUCGGUUCUCAGUGAACCUGGUGAAAGGAGGUGCAGCUGAAAAGGCCGGAGUCCACAAGGGAGAUCACCUGGUGUGGAUGAACGGAGCAAUGGUGUCCCACCUUACACACUCUGCCCUAAAUCGAAUGAUGAAAAAAUGUGGAAAUAGCAUCACAAUCUUGGUGAUAGACAGUGAGAGUGAGAAGAUCUACAUGCAAAGGAAGAUUCCCAUUUUGCCUGCCAUGGCUGUGCCCCACAAGCUGCCCUUCAGAGCCAGAAAGCUCCACCUGAUCUCUGGGCCAGAAGGAUAUGGAUUUCUCCUCCGAAUGGAGAAGACACUAUCAGGAAACACAUAUCAUUUUCUUCGUGAGAUCGACAGCGGCAGUCCGGCAGAGAGGGCAGGUGUGCAGGAUGGAGAGGUCCUGCUGGAGGUCAACAGAGAGUCAGUAGAUUCGCUUGGACACGAUGAGAUUGUGGAGAGAGUGAAAAAAAGUGGAAAGCAGGUCUUCCUCACCACAAUUACUCAAUGUGGGUUAGGAUUUUACAACCAGCUGGGCUUGUCUCCUCUUCUGUUUUGUGAUGGUGAAGCAACUGAGAAAGAAACUGAGAACAUCGUGGAUGUUCAGCAAUAUCCAGACACAAACAAUGGCAGUUCUAAACUCUGCACAGUCAAAAAAGGUCCUCUUGGAUAUGGCUUUCACCUAGACUCUUUUCUGCAGAGACCUGGGACUUUCAUCAGUGAGGUGGCUUCUGGAGGUUCUGGGCAGAGAGCAGGACUGGUUUUGGGAGAUGUUGUAUUGGAAAUUGAUGGCAAAAAUGUGGAGGAGAAAUAUCUGGACGAUGUAAUUACUCUGGUGAAAAAUGGAGGGAGCUGUCUUUCUUUAUUAGUUAUGGAUCAAAUAAGCUACGAGAAAAAGAAAGAGAGCGAUAGAACAGCAUCCAAUAUCACAAACAGAGAGGAAGAAGAUUUUGAGAUUUCAUUUUUGUGAGCAUGAACAAUUCUGAAGACUUUUCUCAGCACCAUGCACCUUUUUGGAGACUUUAUAAAGAGACAAAACCUUUGCUAAUGUUAUACCAAAGUUACCUUGAUCAUACAAGGAUUCAGAGGAAAUCCAAACAACAAAACUGACAAGCUAAAUAUGAAACCAAUUUUAUGAAGGAUAAAAAUAUGGUAUUUGUGAUGGCAUGAGAAUGCCAUUGUGUUCAGUAUUAUGGAUUAAAGUGAGUUUCACUUCAAUUUAAUAUAGCACAAAAAUUGCUUUGCAGCAACUAUCUGAGGAAAUAGACACUUCACAACAAUUUACUAAACGCUAUCCCAUAAGUAGCAAACAUACAAAAGAACUUUGUGAAAAUGAUAUACCAGUGUUUUCUGAGAUCUUAGAAAAUAAUAAGGAUGCAAAAAUAAUAAGGUGGUGAGCACAAUACUUAUUUUUGAUGCUUUUGUUAAAAUGUAGAUAUUACCAACUUAGCUAAUAUUAUGUAAUUGAUAUGACAUAAUGUAAGUUAUGUAAAAUUACAAUAAAGAAAUCAAUUUCUUUGCCAAAGAUUGAACUAUUUAUGCUUUAUCUAAGGAUCAUAACCCAGUGAGUUAUGGGAGUGACACAAACGUAACUUUGCAGCUUUACUUUUUGAAUCUUGUUGCCACCAGUGCAGAGUUUGCUUCACAGUGGCAGCAGGUCAAUUAGUCACUGUGGUUAACUCUGUGAAACAUUGUGAACAUCUUAGCCACUGUGAGUCAGGAUUUCUAUAUAUGAACAAGUUUUAUCUGAAGUACCACUUGGGAAGCAAAAUAUCAUUUAGGAUAAUCUACUCUGAGUGCUAUCUGCUUGUGGUCAGAACACCCACGUCUCAGAAUAGUGUCUAUAACCACAGUAACUGCAGUGCACACAAACACCUAUUGUCUGAUGUUCUUUCCACACAUUUAGCUACUUCUACUAGAUUUUCCAAAGAUCUUUUAGAUUCGGUCAAUUAUACCUCUUGUCCAGCAGAUGAUGUCCCAAAACCUUCAUGACAAAUUGUUAUUAAGAUCUCGCUAUGCUAAUGUGAUCUAUGGCUGUUUGUUUGGAUUUCCUUUAAAACAAAUAUUCUGCUAGUUUAGAAGUCAUGAAAGCUUUUAAAAUCAAAUAUAAAUCCUGGUUGGGCUGGGGUUGGGGAUCCUCGGUAAUGUCAGUUAGUCUGAGUUCCUCCAGACUUCCCUCUGGAUCCUAACUUGCUGAGGCUCCCCUAGCAAUGGUCUCUGCUGUGUUGGUGGUGAGAUAAUGGUGAGGGAGAGGGCUGUCAACUGCCUGAUGGUCAUACAAAUACAUGACAUUCCUAUUUUAUUAAUGUGGCCCGAGUGCCAUCUUGAAAUAUCCUUUUUGUAGAGCAAAACUGCCCCUUUACAUGUAGGCAAACAUUUUCUCUUUUCCAGAAAUGUAGGGACAGGAAACUUGAAAAAAAAAACAACAAAAAACAUAAAUAUUUCAUGAUUAUUCAUAACUUUAAAUUUGGAUUAAUGUGUGGGAGUAAUGCAUGCCAGCUUUUUUAUUCUUUAAAAUAUAUGUUGGAAACCUUAAGUGAGCUCAGCUCCAGUCAACAAAAGAUUACUUUAUAUGCAACACCAGCCGCAUAGCUUUCCCUCUCAAGUUCAAACAAGGUGGCAGAAAAAGAAAAAGUACAAUUUUAUUUAUUGCCUGUGUAAUGGGAUGUGACCACAUACUUGCCAAAUUUCAUCUCUGAUUAGUUGAUAGACUUCACCUCAAGCUGCUAACUCCCAUAGCUGAGUUGCAAGUUUUAAGCUCAGAGAAGAAAACACACACACGAAAAUAAAGACACAAAAAGAAUGCAGCAAGACGCUCUGUUAAAUAGAACACAAGAACCAGGUCUGAAAACCCUGGUUUCAAUGUUUUUGUGCACAGCACGUUGUUUUUAGUUUCUGCAGAGAGUUUUUUUUUUCUUCUGCACCACAUACACACACACUUUGUUUUGCAGUAUAGAACCACCAAGUCCUCCGAACGGUCCUGAACAUGCAACCUCUCAGUCGGAGUGAACUCCACUGAUUAUUCAAAGAUUUCCCAUCUCUAAAUCACAUGGGUUGCAAUGCGAAAUAGGUUCUGUGAGUAAAACAGCAGCAAGAUUUGGACAGAGCCAGGCACGCCUCAUACUUCUGUUAUCCUGAUGUGAGAGUCUGAUGGAGGAAAGGUCCUUCUGAAAUGCUCAUCCUUCCUGCCUGGUUUUCCCUCUGCCAGACUUUUAUUUUAGAUUUGUACUAGAUAUCAUAACUCAAAACUAGGCCAUGAACAAUUUCUUUAAUCUUUAGAGAGAGCAGAAACUGUAUUAAAGUCUCUUACAGGGUUUGUUUCAUGCUUAGUUCAUAUUUUAGUUGUAAUGAUUUAAAAAAAACAGUAGAUUAUGGUGGUUACUGAUAAGUUAAUUCUUAAAACUAUAAGAAACAUGUUUCAGUAUUCAUUCAAUUCCGUAUUGUUGAUUCUUAAAUUAAGACUUAUCAUUCCUUGUUUCAAUUAUAAGGAAGCUCCUCUAAAGGGAGAAUGUCAUUUUAAAUGAGACUGGUAAACAAUAGAAACAAUAGAAAAAAAAAUUUCUUGAUAUGUUUAGAUUUUAUUAACCUUGUUGGAAAUCAAAUGCUAUCAUUUAAUUCCCAAACUUCUAAGUCUUUCAUUUAUUUUUUGUUAUAAGGGUUUGUUUCUGUUUCGGCCCAACACCAGACACUUAAGUUACAGCUGAGAUAUUGUAUUGUUUAUUAAUUAAUUAUUUUUAUCUGAAACUUUCCAGUUAUGUGAAAAUUUUAAUCGUGUUUCUGUUUAUGUUUUAUGAUGUAAGGCAACCUUGAGUGUCAAGAAAUGUAUUAUUAAUAUUAGUAUUAUUAUUAAAAGUAACCCAUGAUUUUA